AUGUCACAUUGGUCACAUUGGCAGUAUGAAUUAGAACGAAAAGAUAAUAUUGGUGAGCAAUUAAAAGAUAGGAAAAAUCGAAAUAUUUUUGAGGGAACUCGUUUAUUACUAUCACAUGCAAUUAUUGAUCAAACAAAAAAUGAAUUUGUCAACAAAACGAUAAUCAAAAAAUCACUAAUGGAAUUUUUACGAGAACUAAUAAUUGAAUCAGUUGUUGCUGAUGCAAUAUUUAGCAUGGAUUUAACAAAUAAUUGGAUUAAAUAUGAUUUUGAUGAUUUUAAAAAACCUCCGCAAUCAUUAAUAAUAUUUCAAGGGUAA
Messenger RNA from Brugia pahangi, 318 nucleotides. The record is from the annotation of a GenBank genome assembly. Lineage: Eukaryota; Metazoa; Nematoda; Chromadorea; Rhabditida; Onchocercidae.